GUGGAAGUUGGACACCCUCAGAGCCUGAACUCAACAACAAGCUGGCACAUCACAGCCAGUUGUGCUUUUCCUCUUCUCUCCCUGUGUUCUGGGAGUCCUUCUGUCUCCCCCCACCUCUGCCUGCAGUCACGGCGGGAGUGGGUGUGUCAAUGCGGGCCCGUGGAGCCUAGUCGCUGCUUGUGCGCACUCUGAAAAAGAGGAAAAAGUUGAUGAUGAGUUUAGUGUGAAAGCGGCCCGCCUCGGAGCAGGCUAACCGUCCCGGAAUGGCAGUUUGGACCCGAGCAGACAAAAACGGACAGCUGGACCUUCUGCUCCGUGACCGCUGGAUCCGAGUGACCGCCGAGCUCACCCGAGAAACGCUCACUUUGACGGCCGACGCGGAGGCAACCGGCCCCGGGACCAAUCACUGGGACUACAGCAACUCUUCGGCGGGCCUGCGAAAUGGCAUGUCAAACGGAAACGACCCGGGAACGAGUCCCGGGAACCCCGGCCGCGGUCAUUCCUCGGGUCAGGACCAACUCCAGAACCAGAGCCACGGGGGUCGGGGGCGCAGCGGCAGCCCGGGACGCGGGGGGGUCAGUCGGGGUCAGUACGACGGCGGUUACAGCAUGAACAGCCCUGGAAAGUACCCGAAUAACGGCACUAACUCAGACUUCGGGAGCCCCGGCUCCAGCUACGGCAGCCCCGGGUCCAGUUUCGGGUCGAGACCAGGCGACUUCCACGUCAGCGUGGACGGGUCUUCGGAAGCUGUGCGCAAAGUCCGGGUUGUCAAACAGGAGUCUGGCGGGCUGGGGAUCAGCAUUAAGGGGGGGCGCGAGAACAGGAUGCCCAUCCUCAUCUCAAAGAUCUUCCCGGGGCUCGCCGCAGACCAGAGCCGGGCUCUCCGGGUGGGCGACGCGAUCCUGUCGGUGAACGGCAACGACCUCCGGGAGGCAACGCACGACCAGGCGGUCCAGGCGCUCAAGAAGGCAGGCAAAGAAGUCACGCUGGAGGUGAAGUACAUCCGUGAGGUUUCUCCACUGUUCAAGAAGCCAUCCCUGGUGGCUGACCUGCCGUGGGACGGCGUCCGCCCACAGUCACCCAGCUACAGCGGCAGCGAUGACUCAGGGUCGCCCAAACACAUCAGCAGCUCCUCCUCAUCCAAAGACAGAAAGGUCAUCAGUCUGAAGAUGUGCUUCAUCUGCAGAAACCUCACCAUGCCAGAUCUGGAGAACAGACUGUUAGAGCUCCAUUCCCCAGACGGCCAGCACACGGUGGUGCUGCGAUGUAAAGACGGCCCCACCGCCAACACCUGGUUCACUGCCAUCCACACCAACAUUGCCGCCCUGCUGCCACAGACCUUGGCUCACAUCAGCGCCUACCUGGGGGCCUCGACCUCAGCCUCCACACACCCCCAUCUCAAACACAUUGGCUGGCUGGCUGAACAGGUAUUAAAAAAAGACCAAAAAGCCCCAAAACAACGACUUUUUCUUGAGCUCUUUCCCCUGUCGCCCUCUCCGCUAGGUUGCACAUUGAACAGACAGGAAGUUAGGCUGACUCUACACUAUGAAAAAGGCUUCACCGUGACGAGGGAGCCAGCCGACCCGAGCGGGGGGGCCGUGCUGUACAGAUACCCCUACGAGAAGCUUAAAAUGUCUUCCGACGAUGGAAUACGCAACCUUUACCUUGACUUCGGAGGUCCAGAGGGAGAAAUGGUGUUUGAUCUCCACUCGGGUCCAAAGCCAGUGGUGUUCGUCCUGCACUCCUUCCUGUCAGCCAAACUCACUCGCAUGGGUCUUCUGACGUGAAGCCCGCCAAAUGCUGACAGCGUGGAUGAGAGGAUUCUUUUUUUCUUUCUCGUUUUCAUUUCUUUUUAAUAUCUUGUUCGUUUUUCCAACUUGUCCGCUCACAGCUGAAGUCAGGCCUGACGUGGUGCUGCAGGGGGGAACCUUAACCCAAGGAGGUGCUUUGUCUGAUUGUCUCAAAAAUGUGCCUUCUCUUCCAGCUUCUCCUCGGCCCCUUGUGGUCAGCUGCGUUGCGAGGCGAGGUACAAGGAAGGGGCACUUUGUUUUAAGUCACGAGGUGAAAGGAGACUGUUUCCACAGAAAACAAAAAGUGUGUAUAUAUAUAUAGCAGUUAACAAUCUCAUAACAUUCCACGUGAUUGUGGGGCUUUUUCUUUUUAAAUAUAUUUCAUUAUAAAUAUCCGAUGAGAUGUUGAUGCAGCCGAUGUGCUUAUGAGAUUGCAGCACCUGUGCGCUCUAAGAAACGUGUUAGUGAAGUGCAUCGAAGAAAAAGGAAGGCUUUUUUUUAACUGACCGAGCACAGAUUGGUAAACGCUCCCAGUUUUUACUCUGCCUAUCAUUCCACGACAGCCUUCCGGUGUAUUUUGGGCUCUUUUUAAAGCGUAUUUGUCUUUGUGAGAGGGAGACGUUGCUUUAGAGUCGCGAUGCAGUUACCCGAGCGGAGGUUGUGCGCUGCACGCUGCCGUUGGCUUGAUAGUGUGCCUCAUAGUUUUAGCACAUUAUCCCAAACUACUGUUGUAAUCAGGAUCACCAACUGUGCCUUGUUACUUGUAGUCAGAGACACUCUUUAUAGUGUUCCCUUUUUUUUAAUUCACACAAUAAGAGAAUUUUACGCUUCAGACAUGCACAAGCAAUAGUAUUACUCUUAUAGUGUAAACAAUGUUACGAUUUUUUUAGUGUGUAUCUCCUGAAAGCAUGACUUCCUGAUGUUGGACUCUGUAUUAGACGAUUAUAUAUGACAUGACCGUGCGUUACCUCCCC
Neolamprologus brichardi is the source of this 2764-nucleotide messenger RNA. NCBI's taxonomy places the organism in Eukaryota, Metazoa, Chordata, Actinopteri, Cichliformes, Cichlidae. The record is from RefSeq and is a predicted model, not a curated record.